Molecule: messenger RNA, 2518 nt
Organism: Phacochoerus africanus (Common warthog)
Lineage: Eukaryota; Metazoa; Chordata; Mammalia; Artiodactyla; Suidae
Gene: IST1
Product: IST1 factor associated with ESCRT-III
Exons: 10
Coding region: 290-1375 (361 amino acids)
Biological process (GO): protein transport
Source: RefSeq, a predicted model, not a curated record
AUCUCUGCAGUCGCAAGUAGUCCCCAGCCACCCAGCUAGGAAAGGAGCUGAGUGAGAGAACCCGUAAGGCCUCGGAGCGGUGAGUCCCGGGCCCUGCGGGCGCGCAGCCAAUCCCUGGAAAGGGGGCGUGGUUAUCUCCCCUCCCCCCGCUCCCGCCGCCGCGGAUCCCUCCGCCCGCUCUAGCAGUGCUGAGGCCGAAGGAGCGGCCAUUUUGGAUUUUAAGCCCGGAUUUCGAAGUCGAGUCUCUGCCUUUUUCGCGUCCAGAUUUGGCCAGGAGGAACAGCACAGCAUGUUGGGCUCUGGAUUUAAAGCUGAGCGUUUACGAGUCAAUUUGAGAUUAGUCAUAAACCGUCUUAAACUAUUGGAGAAAAAAAAAACGGAACUGGCCCAGAAAGCAAGAAAAGAGAUUGCUGACUAUCUGGCUGCUGGGAAAGAUGAACGAGCUCGAAUCCGAGUGGAGCACAUUAUUCGAGAAGACUACCUUGUGGAGGCCAUGGAGAUCCUGGAGCUGUACUGUGACCUGCUGCUGGCUCGGUUUGGCCUCAUCCAGUCUAUGAAGGAGUUAGAUUCUGGUUUGGCUGAAUCUGUGUCUACGCUGAUUUGGGCUGCUCCUCGCCUCCAGUCAGAGGUGGCUGAGUUGAAAAUAGUUGCUGAUCAACUCUGUGCUAAGUAUAGCAAGGAGUAUGGCAAGUUGUGUAGGACCAACCAGAUUGGAACUGUGAAUGACAGGCUAAUGCACAAACUGAGUGUGGAAGCCCCACCCAAAAUCCUGGUGGAGAGAUACCUGAUUGAAAUUGCGAAGAACUACAACGUGCCCUAUGAGCCUGACUCUGUGGUCAUGGCAGAAGCUCCUCCUGGAGUAGAGACGGAUCUUAUUGAUGUUGGAUUCACAGAUGAUGUGAAGAAAGGGGGCUCUGGAAGAGGAGGCGGGGGUGGGUUCACAGCACCAGUUGGGGGACCUGACGGAACGGUGCCAAUGCCUAUGCCCAUGCCAUCUCCAAGUACUCCUUUCUCGUACCCGCUUCCAAAGGGACCAUCGGAUUUCAAUGGAUUGCCACUGGGAACUUAUCAGGCCUUUCCCAAUAUUCAUCCACCUCAGAUUCCAGCAACUCCCCCAUCGUAUGAAUCUGUUGAUGACAUUAAUGCUGAUAAGAAUGUCUCUUCGCAGAUCGUUGGUCCCGGACCCAAGCCAGAAGCUUCUGCAAAGACCCCUUCCAGGCCCGUGGAUACCUAUGACAACUUUGUACUGCCAGAACUGCCAUCUGUGCCAGACACCCUACCAGCUGCAUCUGCUGGUGCCAACACCUCAGCAUCUGAGGAUAUUGACUUUGAUGAUCUUUCCCGGAGAUUUGAAGAGUUGAAAAAGAAAACAUAGGACUCCUAAACCAGGCUAUGUCCAAGUUCUGGGAAUUGAGACUGAGCAGUUUCUCCUUGUAACAAAGAAUCUCCGUGAAAUUGUUUCAUCUAUUAACCAUCUCUGAGCACUCUCUUCCUCUGGACUCUCUUUCUGCUCUGUCCAACUCUCCUGCUUUCCAGUUCUGUCGCUGCUGGAGACUAACAACUGGAAAUACUAAGGUUGGAGCACUUGGCUGCUGGCAACUGUGCUUGUCCAUUUCCUGUCAGCUUGAUGCCUGGUUCUCUUUGCCUUUUCCACUGUCCCUCCACAGGGAGUGAGAAGGUCAAAGUAUUGUGAGGAGAGCUGUCAAAGAUGGCUGGAUAGUGGAUAAGAGUGCUUCACAAAGUAUCUCAGUCCUGUACAGAAGGAUUUGUGGUGCGAUCCAAGGCCAUGGUGUGUACUUUCUCACUUUAAUAGAAAUGGGAGAGCGAGCAGAUGGCUCAGGAAGCCAAUUUACCAGUUCUUGGAAGCUGGGUCUUUCCAUUGACAUAUACACUACUCUUUGCUGCAGGGCACUGCUGUUCCACCUGGAUCCAGUUGCAAAGUUUAUUUGGAAAGUUGAAGGUCUCUCUUAGUCUACUGGAUUCUCAGGGAGCCCUCUGUGGCCUUUUGCUUUGAGUGCUGCGUCUCCCUGUUUAGUAGAGGCAGCACUAUAUAAAUUCCUGUUUUUCCUCAUGCAUGUUCUGUUGGAUUGCAUUACUGGCCAGGGAAGGACAGAUCACAUGAUGGGCAAAAGUCACCAUUCAAGGCUAAGGUGGGCUUCCAGUAGCCUUAAUAGAAAUAUUCAAGUUUCUUGGGUAGUGAUCUGGAAAGCCUACAGGGGAAAUAGGGUUCCUGUUUUCAUUUGAAAACUUUAUGAUUAGAGAACCUUUCAGAAUUGAGCGCAGAUAAAUUCUGCUGCCGAGGGCUGUAGGUGUCUUCUGCUUUCCUUGAUGGAUAACUGUCUUGCCCCCUUGGUAAGGCCAUUUUUCCCCACAGGGGUGGCUUUGGGAUUGGAAAAUAUGACUUCGGCUUCCGUGUGGUAUAUCUGUACAUACUUGUUUCAGGCAACUUUUCUUUAAUGUUUUUGAUUGAUUUGUAUCUCACAUCACAAUAGCUGCUAAUAAAGGUAAAAAUUCUGUG